AUGAUCACGGGAGAGCAUAUGGAGUGCGUGCGAGCUCAGACGGAGAGAGUCCUCGGCUCCUGAGUGGAUAAUGACGCGUGUCUGAGUGUAAUGUCACGCGCGGCGGGGCUGCGUGUCUGGGACAGGUGUGUUACCUGUGGCUGUGAACGGAGGGAAUGGGCACGGAGCAGCAACGUGCCGACGAAACGUAUCGCUUUCCUUGAACCUUGCUGCUGUUUUCCGAUCAGAAGCGCGUUUGGAUAGUGGAGCGGUCGGGUUAAACCGGUGACUUUUGAGUAUUGAUUGAUCGCGAACGGCUCGUGACGCCUUUGGAACGGGUGAAGACACGCGAACCACUCCCUGAGCACUGGACGCGGAGCUCUCUUUUUGAUUGUGCAUCCAGUGUGAACGGGAUUGUGCGCGGUUCUGACGCAUUAGCGAACCGGGCUGCGGUAUGUGCGAGACGGUGAUGGCCGUGUCUCAGCUGGACAUCGAGCCUCAUCCGCCGGAGAACGGCUUCGUUACCCCCGAAACUAAUAAAUCGCCCGAUUUGCUCUCGCGGAUCGACGGCGGCGUUUUGCCGAGCGUGGGCGGCUUCGGGAGAUUUCAGAAACAGCUGAUCGUUUUAACAUGGAUCCCGGCCAUUUUCAUUGGCUUCAGCCAAUUUUCGGACAAUUUUCUCCUGGCUCAGCCAAAGACUUGUGCGCAAGUGCAGCGGAAUAUCAGCGAUCCUUCACUCAAUGUUACGCAGGCGAUAUUAAAUAUCAAUAAUGCAAGCAACUCCGCUAAUGCGUCAUCACAAUGCAUCUGUACGCAGUCGGGAUGCGAACUGGAAAUCGGACUAGAGCAAAAUGUUGUCACAAAGAGUACCCACAUGAAUGCAUGGGGAAAGGUGAGUUUGUUUGCAAAGCAUCCAGGGGCCUGCAUUACAGCGCAAAGGACCGACUCUCUGUUCAGAGAAUGGCAUUGCUGACUGAGACGAAUACGAGUCAUCUGCAUCAACAGCUGACAAGGUGCCAGCCAUCACGGGGUGUCAUGUCACUGGGUUCCCUCAUGCUGACCAGAUGACAUAACCGCUCUGAAAAAACAACAGCACCCUUUUAACCAUCUGCGUCCUGCCCUUCGGCCUCCAUUAGCCUGUCGGUGCAUUGUGCGAUAGUGAAUAUGGGUCAGCAAACUCUGAGGAUUACACAGUAGUUCUGAGCAGCCUACAGAGAUAAGAGAAAGCCACCGCAGGCCUUUUGAGUUGAUCAUAUUAGUGCCACAUUAUGUCCUUCCCUGCUAAUCUGGUAACUGGAGGAAGAUUCCCUAUUAAUAACAGCUAUGGGCAAGGAGUCUUCAUCAAAUGUGGUGUAAGACUCAAAUCUUCAUCUUGUUUUCUCUGUCUAGAUGCUCGUGUUAUGACGUAUCAUGUACAAGCAGAGAGGCAGAUUAAGUGGUACUUUAUUCCAUAUUUGCAUAAAGCAUUCGUAAAAAUAAUUGGAAAAAGACCCACAGACCUGUAUGCACUGCACAGAGCCUGCCAUGAGAGUGAGUGAAUCAGCAAACUUGUACAAAAGCAUCAAUUUACCCAUGGCUUUGCUGUUCUCUCUGAAAGGAAAUCCUGUAACUGUGUUGGCAUGCAUUUCCAGCAAUCAAAUGUGAGCUAUCGUUUCUAUUUAUUUAUUGAAACCGUUGUCCAUAUGAUCAAUUUGGAGGUGUAAUUUAUGGUUGCUGCGUUUAAAAAAAAAAAACAGUUUCUUUAAUAUCACCUUCUAUACGAAGUAAGGCAUAAUGUCCAGCGUGCCAUUUUUUUUUUUUUUAGGUUUGUGUCGGGUUCUGAUCACUCUGUCAGGUUUAUGUUGUGCAUUUAUCCUUUUUUUUUUUUAUACAUCCGCUUGCUACAUACAGUGAGUAAAUAAUUGGACAUGGUAUAUUAAUUUGAGCUUACAUUUUAUUAGCUCACUUGUAGUGAACUCCAACUACAAAAUGAGCACUGUUGAGGUGCUUCGGGAACAGGGUUGAGAGCCUCUGAAC
Molecule: messenger RNA, 1995 nt
Organism: Sinocyclocheilus grahami
Lineage: Eukaryota; Metazoa; Chordata; Actinopteri; Cypriniformes; Cyprinidae
Product: solute carrier family 22 member 23-like
Exons: 2
Coding region: 434-952 (172 amino acids)
Source: RefSeq, a predicted model, not a curated record